AGGGUGAAUAUUUCCAGCUCAGUUUUCAAACUAGAAGUGUCCCAGUCUUGAACUGGGCGAUUGUGGUCUUUUGAGGUGUUUAAGAUGAAGCACUUCCUCGCCAUGGUUAUGCUGUUCACCUCCUGCACUCUUUCUGCUCACGGGGCCGAAGAAGACCGUGAAAGAAUGAUUGCCGAUCUGGUGAAAGUCAACGACAGCCUGUUUCGCUCCUACGGCUGCCACUGUGGCAUCAAGGAGAUUGGGAGUUUCGAGCCCAAAGAUUACAUAGACGUAUGCUGCCAAAUUCUUAACUGCUGCUACGAGGAUUUAAAACCUACGGGAUGCUAUGCUGAAACAAGGUACAAAUACACCUACGACGGAGAAGACAUGGCAAACAAAGCCUCAUGGUGUGAAGUAAAGGUGUGUACGUGUGAUCGGUUGUAUUCCAUCUGCCUGCUGGAUUCUCACGGGUUAUUCAACAAGGAUUUCAUUCCCUCAGGUGAAAGGGACUGCAUGGAAAUAGACCUGCCUGGUUGCUCCCUAGCAAAGAAGUAG
Hemicordylus capensis (graceful crag lizard) is the source of this 534-nucleotide messenger RNA. RefSeq names its product phospholipase A2 homolog EPL_00195-like. The record is from RefSeq and is a predicted model, not a curated record. Lineage: Eukaryota; Metazoa; Chordata; Lepidosauria; Squamata; Cordylidae. Gene Ontology annotation, biological process: negative regulation of T cell proliferation; phospholipid metabolic process; lipid catabolic process. Gene Ontology annotation, molecular function: phospholipid binding; calcium ion binding. The coding region runs from base 85 to 534 and encodes 149 amino acids. The transcript has 4 exons.